Molecule: messenger RNA, 2962 nt
Organism: Lagenorhynchus albirostris (white-beaked dolphin)
Lineage: Eukaryota; Metazoa; Chordata; Mammalia; Artiodactyla; Delphinidae
Gene: SMAD6
Product: SMAD family member 6
Exons: 4
Coding region: 1045-2529 (494 amino acids)
Biological process (GO): transforming growth factor beta receptor signaling pathway; cell differentiation; regulation of transcription by RNA polymerase II
Cellular component (GO): heteromeric SMAD protein complex
Molecular function (GO): transcription regulator inhibitor activity; I-SMAD binding
Source: RefSeq, a predicted model, not a curated record
GCGCCGCGGAGCCGCCAAAGUGUCUAGACUGGCAUAUGAUGGGAGGCAGCCAAUGACUCCGCGGCGCUCCUCCGGGGGCCCUCAGUGUGCGUUUGAGGAGAACAAAAAAGAGAGAGCCGAGCGGGGGAGCGAGCGAGGGAGACGAGCCGAGAGAAAGAGCCGCCGGGCGCUGCCUCGCCAGACCUCGCCGGGACCACGGGGCCACCGGGAGGCACUUUUUGUGGAGGGGGGAGGGGGGCGACCUCUGCAGCCGCAGCGUCCGGGGCGUCCGAGCGCAGCGUGGGGCGGGCUACGACCUCUGCCUCGGUGGAUUGCAUUUUUAAUUAAGGAUUCCCAGCAGCUCUUUGGGAUUUUUACAGUUUCCACUCAUGUGUUGACACCCGCGUUCUGGAGAAAUUCGCUCCAAGUGCAUCUAGCGCCUGGGACCUGAGACGGAGUUGGCUUUUCGUGCAUGCAAUUCCAGGGAUUUUGGUUUUGUUUCGGGUUUCUUUUUCUUUCCUUUUUUUUUUUCUUUUUUUCUUUCUGCAGGGAGUAAGAAGGAAGUCGAGGGUAUCAACAAGCCUGCCUUUCGGAUCCUGCAGGAAAAGCCCAUGUAGUGAAGUGCUUGGGUUUUAAAGGCAGGGCUUCCCAGACACAUUUGGGGGGUUCGGCGCGAGCGCUUUGUGCUCAUGGACCAGCCGCGUAACUUUUGAAGGCUCUCCGGCCCAUGCGGGGUCUUGCUGGCGGCGCGCAGUCUGCAGUCCCUCUGAAGCGCCGGGGCUGGAGUUGCUGAGCUGCCCGGGCGCCGGGGUCCAUGUAGUCGCGGGCCGAGCGCGGACUGCGGCUCGGCGUGCGCGCGUUCCCCGCCGUCCUGCCCUGGCGAGCUCCCUCAUGUUGCAGCCCUGCGGCGCCCCUUCGACGACAGGCUGUGCGCGGUCUGCACGGCGCCCGGCGGCAGAGCUUCAUGUGGGGCUGCGGCUCGCGCAGCCGGCGCCUCGCUGAGGAAACGGACCCCCGGUAACCGGAGACCGCCUCCCCCCCACCCCCGGCGCCAAAGGAUAUCGUAUGUUCAGGUCCAAACGCUCGGGGCUGGUGCGGCGACUUUGGCGAAGUCGUGUGGUCCCCGACCGGGAGGAAGGCAGCGGCGGCGGCGGCGACGAGGAUGGGAGCGUGGGCAGCCGAGCUGAGCCGGCCCCGCGGGCACGAGAAGGCGGAGGCUGCGGCCGCCCCGAAGUCCGCCCGGUAGCCCUGAGGCGGCCCCGGGACGCGGUGGGACAGCGAGGCGCCCAGGGCGCUGGGAGGCGCCGGCGCGCAGGGGGCCCCCCGAGGCCCAUGUCGGAACCGGGGGCCGGCUCUGGGGGCUCCCCGCUGGACGUGGCGGAGCCGGGAGGCCGGGGCUGGCUGCCCGAAAGUGAUUGCGAGACGGUGACCUGCUGUCUUUUCUCGGAGCGGGACGCCGCCGGCGCGCCCCGGGACGCCGGCGACCCCCUGGCCGGGGCGGCCCUGGAGCCGACGGGCGGCGGGCGGAGUCGUGAAGCCCGCUCGCGGCUGCUGCUGCUCGAGCAGGAGCUCAAGACGGUCACGUACUCGCUGCUGAAGCGGCUCAAGGAGCGCUCGCUGGACACGCUGCUGGAGGCGGUGGAGUCCCGCGGCGGCGUGCCGGGCGGCUGCGUGCUGGUGCCGCGCGCCGACCUCCGCCUGGGCGGCCAGCCCGCGCCGCCGCAGCUGCUGCUCGGCCGCCUCUUCCGCUGGCCCGACCUGCAGCACGCCGUGGAGCUCAAGCCCCUGUGCGGCUGCCACAGUUUCGCCGCCGCCGCCGACGGCCCCACCGUGUGCUGCAACCCCUACCACUUCAGCCGGCUCUGCGGGCCAGAAUCACCACCACCCCCCUACUCUCGGCUGUCUCCUCGCGACGAGUACAAGCCACUGGAUCUAUCUGAUUCCACAUUGUCUUACACUGAAACGGAGGCCACCAACUCCCUCAUCACGGCUCCGGGUGAAUUCUCAGACGCCAGCAUGUCUCCGGAUGCCACCAAGCCGAGCCACUGGUGCAGCGUGGCCUACUGGGAGCACCGGACACGGGUGGGCCGCCUCUACGCGGUGUAUGACCAGGCCGUCAGCAUCUUCUACGACCUACCUCAGGGCAGCGGCUUCUGCCUGGGCCAGCUCAACCUGGAGCAGCGCAGUGAGUCGGUGCGGCGCACGCGCAGCAAGAUCGGCUUCGGCAUCCUGCUCAGCAAGGAGCCGGACGGCGUGUGGGCCUACAACCGCGGCGAGCACCCCAUCUUCGUCAACUCCCCCACGCUGGACGCGCCCGGCGGCCGCGCCCUGGUGGUCCGCAAGGUGCCCCCCGGCUACUCCAUCAAGGUGUUUGACUUCGAGCGCUCCGGCCUGCUCCAGCACGGGCCCGAGCCCGACGCCGCCGACGGCCCCUACGACCCCAACAGCGUCCGCAUCAGCUUCGCCAAGGGCUGGGGUCCCUGCUACUCCCGGCAGUUCAUCACCUCCUGCCCCUGCUGGCUUGAGAUCCUCCUCAACAACCACAGAUAGCGGCCCGCCACCCGCCCCGCCAACGGGGGCCCCGUGCCCAGAGACACAGCCCCCACGGACGACCCCCCCCAGAUAUCAUCUACCUAGAUUUAAUAUAAAGUUUUAUAUAUUAUAUGGAAAUAUAUAUUAUACUUGUAAUUAUGGAGUCAUUUUUACAAUGUAAUUAUUUAUGUAUGGUGCAAUGUGUGUAUAUGGACAAAACAAGAAAGACGCACUUUGGCUUAUAAUACAGAUAUAUUUUCUUUCUUCUCCUCCUUCCUCUUCUUUAUGGUUUUUUUUGUUGUUGUUGUUUGUUUUUUUUUUUAAAGAAAAUGAUACAGCAGAGCUAGGUGGAAGAGCCUGGGUUUGGUGUAUGGUUUUUGAAAUAUUAAUGCCCAGACAAAAAGCUAAUACCAGUCACUCGUUGAUAAUAAAGUAUUCGCAUUAUAGUUUU